CUCUUAAAGCCUCUGAAACUCCUUAAAUUGAACUCUUUACAAGAACCAUAUACAACCUUGUUAAGAAACCUCAAAAGCCUUGUACUUCAUUAGGGCUCUUUGAACUUAGCUAGAAGUGUAUGUUGCAGUUGCACCAUCAUCCUUCAUAGAAGAGCUUGUGACCAGAUUUUUUCCAGCUAGCAAUGGCAGAAAAAAAACUGGGUUUGAUGGACACACAUAUCCAACACGAACCACAUCAGAAAAUACAUCCAAUGGAUCCGGAAGCGCCGCCACCACCUACAGUUCCAUUGGUGCCACAAGAUUUAACAAGAUCAGAGAAAGGUGAUCCAGUCGAGCAACACCCUCCUCCGGUGCCCCGCCAGAUUUUUCCGAUCGUCUACUCGGAGCCGCCGCGAAAGAAAAGAAGUUGUUCUUGUUGCAGGUGCUUGUGUUGGACAAUUAGCCUCCUCAUACUCCUAGUGAUUAUCAUUGCAGCUACUAUUGGAAUUCUUUAUAUUGUCUUCCAACCAAAGAUUCCAUCAUACUCCAUAGAUCAUCUUAGGAUCACUCAGUUCAUGAUCAACACAGAUAUGAGCCUUUCUGCUAAAUUUAUCAUCAGGCUUACAGCAAGAAACCCUAACAAGAAAAUAGGAAUAUACUAUGAAGAUGGGAGCAACAUUAGUGCUUGGUAUACAAGUACUAAGCUAUGUGAAGGGUCUUUACCAAAAUUCUAUCAGGGUCACAAGAACACAACAGUUCUUGAUGUGGAAUUAACUGGUCAAAUUCCUGAUGGAAAUACUGUUGUUCAAGCAUUAUCUCAGCAACAACAGACAGGUAGUAUUCCAUUGAUUCUUAAUGCUAAAGUUCCAGUGAGGAUGAAGCUUGGUAGAUUGAAGCUUAUGAAGGUGAAGCCCAAUGUUAUGUGCAAUUUGGUGGUGGAUAGCUUGACUCAGAAUAAUUUUAUUAGCAUUAAAACUAGUAGCUGUAAAUUGAAAUUUAAGCUUUAGUUUCUUUUCUUACAUUUUCUUUUUUGUUUAUUAUUAUUAAAUUUUUUUUUUUCCAUAAUAGAGGGACUUUAAUUUUUCCAAAGUGUGGGGAUUACGUAUGUUUAUCCACUUGAUUUGUUGAUAUAUACUGCUAUGAAUAAUUCAUUUAUUGGGUUAUAUUGUGUGAAA
Molecule: messenger RNA, 1154 nt
Organism: Macadamia integrifolia
Lineage: Eukaryota; Viridiplantae; Streptophyta; Magnoliopsida; Proteales; Proteaceae
Product: NDR1/HIN1-like protein 6
Exons: 1
Coding region: 183-986 (267 amino acids)
Cellular component (GO): plasma membrane
Source: RefSeq, a predicted model, not a curated record